UCGGCCAGCAAAGUCGAACUUCUGACCUGUACGAGGUGCUGGCUACGAACCUACAGUUGCAAUAAUACUGUAGAGCCGAUAGAAGACAAGCGCACUCGAUGGAGCUGUGAUGGUUCAGCAGCGGAGGUGGAUGGCCGUCCACCUGAUACCUUUGAGGCUGAGUGGCCACCACAGAACAGAGGACUACCAUCAAAAAGGGUAUGAAAACCAUCCGACUUACUACUACUUCCUUAGGAAAGAAGACGGAGCAGAUGAUGCUCGUGGAACCAAUGCCUAGUAGUAAGAUAGGACACCUCUGGGGUAGCGAUGCAGAGUUUUCACACCCCCCAUUAACGGUCGAAGCUCUUGUUAAGGGUUUAGAAACGAACAUAGGCUGUUGCCUCCUACUUCCGACGCCUAGCUCUCGAGGCUCGAAGCUCUUGUUAAUUGACCGACCGAUUCCUUCGUACCGAUCGACGAGCGAUACUCGUUACACCGCGGUGUAUGUCAGACGAGGGGGCUGGAGUAACAUGCUCUAAGGGCCGGAUGGUUUGCAGAGCUGACGGAUUACCACUGAGCUGUAUCAGAAG
Messenger RNA from Verruconis gallopava, 569 nucleotides. RefSeq lists its product as uncharacterized. Bases 201 to 518 code for a protein of 105 amino acids. The transcript has a single exon. NCBI's taxonomy places the organism in Eukaryota, Fungi, Ascomycota, Dothideomycetes, Venturiales, Sympoventuriaceae. The record is from RefSeq and is a predicted model, not a curated record.